CAAAAUGUUUCAGAAUUUUUCUUAAAGAACUACAUACAAAGGAAUUUCAAGAGAAUAAUUUGCCGAAAGAAAUGAAACUAUAGAUUAUGAUCGAGUCAGUUAGACACACUUUAUUGUUAAAAGAUAUAAAAGAUAUGGAUCAGUCGAGGAGCUCGUGAAAUACUAGUCAAGGAAACUUUGUCCGAUCAGGAAGAAAGUAGUAGUAGUAAUAAAGAAACCAAACAAAUAAUAUUUAAAAUAUUGUCGAUUUUUAUAUACGUGUACAAUAAUUUAGAAAAAAAUGGAAAACUCUACAAAUAUUUUUGAUGAAUUGCACAAAGUGAUAAACGUACAAGAAGAUUCCAGAACCAAAGAUUUCUUUCUAGUAGCCAGUCCAAUUCCUACAAUUGCUUUAUCAGUAGCAUUUUUAAUCUCAGUAACGGUUCUUAUACCAACUUUUAUGAAAAAUAGAAAACCGUAUGAGCUCAAAAAUUUUGUUAUACUUUACAAUGGUUUCCAAGUUUUGUUCAGUACGUGGUUGUUUUAUGCAUUUUUAGCUGGUGGUUGGUACUUCCCGUAUUUCACUGGAAAAUGUUUCCUUCCAGGAUCUGGAAGCAAUAUGGUGUUGGCUGCUUACUGCUAUUUCCUGUCCAAAUUUACUGAAUUUGUAGACACGAUCCUUUUUGCGUUAAGAAAGAAGGACAACCAAAUUACACGCCUCCAUUUAUACCAUCACGGCAUUAUGCCAUUCGGCUCUUGGCUUGCCGCGAAAUAUGCUCCUGAUGGCCCCAUGACAUUUCUGGGAUUAAUCAACUCACUAGUUCACGUCGUCAUGUACUCCUACUACAUGCUAAGUGCCAUGGGACCAAAAGUACAAAAAUACCUGUGGUGGAAGAAAUACAUCACCAUGAUGCAACUGAUCCAGUUUAUCCUGACAUUAACUCAGUCACUAUUGACCUUCUUCUACGGUUGCAACUUGCCUACAGCAAUCAGCAUCUUUAAUAUUACUCAAAGUGUUGUCUUCUUCGUAAUGUUCUUUGACUUCUACAUGCAGUCGUACAAGAAGAAGUCUUCUUCAAAACUAGCACCUAAUGGAGUAGCCAAGACAGUUCCAGUGAAGGAAUUGAAGAGCCAGUAAAUUUAUAAUUAUAAGACU
Molecule: messenger RNA, 1135 nt
Organism: Diabrotica balteata
Lineage: Eukaryota; Metazoa; Arthropoda; Insecta; Coleoptera; Chrysomelidae
Source: the annotation of a GenBank genome assembly